GAACUGUCUCAAUCGAUCCUACGUCAGGCCUCCAAUUCCGUUAAUGUCACCGUCCUUCUUGAUUACUGAACAGCCUUGAAAUCAUGUAGGCGUAAAUCUGCAUCGGCCGCCGCAUCCCAUGGUCUGACUCUGGCACGACUUUCCAGCCGCCACCUCUAUUGAGCUGUGGACUUUUUCAAAAGGAAGAAAAAUGAGUAUAGCUGCAGGUCUGAUACCAGUGACACAAAAGGCAUCAAAUGUAUGCGCAUACUGCCGAGUCAGGAAACAGAGGUGUGAUCGCACUCUGCCACGUUGCCAAAGAUGUUUUGUAAAAGAAAGACACUGCGACUACACGCCAUUCAAGGAGCCUAUUCGCCAGCAAGACGACGAUGUCACGCCAUUGGUGCAGCACUUUGACACCUGUCUCCAUGCAGAUCUGACACUCCGCGGCGCCGGUGAGCUGCUUCAUGCAGCUACGACAUGGAUCACGUCUGGCGGUACACCCGGUGCGGCAGCCAAACUCUCCGAAGUCGUAUACGAAAUCCUCGACCUAGCCGACGUAGACUUGACACUAGCACUGGACGAGUUCGGUACCUGCAUACAGCAGUGGUGUCCCGUAUUCCCUACGUCCUAUCUCUACGGGGAGAUAGAAGAUCUGUCGCAGCAAUCCCAGCACAAAGACAGACUACGCCAUCCCUUACUCUUACUAUGUCUCUGGCUCGUCACCCGCCGGACCUGCGUACAACAAGCCCACACCACGCAACCCCAGCUCUACCUAGCCCUCAAGCAAGUCCUCGCCCUCCUUCACUCAAGUGUCCAAAUCAGUGUCCAAAUCCUGCAAAUAUCCCUCCUACUAGCAAUCUACGAAACAGGCCAUGGCCAAUCCCACGCCGCAUACCUCACCCUCUCAACCAGCAUCUCCCUCUUCAACCUCCUCCUCCUCUCCCCCUCCCAUACCCCAGUCCCAGACUGGCUCACCUCCAGUAUCCUCUUCCUCUCCACAACUCUCUCUACAACCCACCUCAUCCCUGGUUUCCCUCUCGCCCUCCUCCCCUCCGAUCCCCUAGUCAUCUCCCUCGCUUCCUCCCUCCCAGACACCAUCCCCGCACCCCCACCCAUCCCGGACGCCACCAGCCCACGCAAAACGCACAUCCGCAGCGCCACAGCCGUAUCAGCGAGUCAUGUUCUAUCCUACACGUACGCACUGACGCAUAAUUUACCCUUACCCCGUAACUACACCACAGCAGAUGAGAAGAUAAAUACUCUCAUCACCCUCCUAAUCGAUAAACCACAACCGCAUACCUGGCUCCACUGCGAUUCUAUCGCGCUAGCAUUCUGCUCGCAUCUUAUUCUCCAGCUUACGCAGAUGCAGUACUCAACACUACAAGGAGAGGAAGGCGAGAAAGUCAAAGUUGCGCUGAGGGCUUCGCGGCGCAUGGCGUGGGAUAUGGUGCAAGUGGGAAUACGCAUUAUCACAUGUGAAGAGGAGAUUUCAAGACUGCCGUUUGCGGGGUUGGGGUGUGUGGUUAGGGCUGGGGUUGCGGUGCUGGAGACACGGGGGUGGGUGGAUGAUGGGGAGGAUGAUGGGGUGGUUGGGGAAGAGGAAGGGAGGGCAUUUCGGAGGUUGGUGGAGUGGGUUUCGGGGCGGUGGGGGGUUGCGGGGGGGUAUUUGCGGAGGGUGGAUGAGGUUCUGGAGAGGAGGGGGGUGUAG
Molecule: messenger RNA, 1690 nt
Organism: Bipolaris sorokiniana ND90Pr
Lineage: Eukaryota; Fungi; Ascomycota; Dothideomycetes; Pleosporales; Pleosporaceae
Exons: 2
Coding region: 191-1690 (499 amino acids)
Biological process (GO): regulation of DNA-templated transcription
Molecular function (GO): DNA-binding transcription factor activity, RNA polymerase II-specific; zinc ion binding
Source: RefSeq, a predicted model, not a curated record